GCUGCCGUCUCCAAUGUGGGGAUCGCCGUCCGGCGUACCGACGAGAGCACCUGGGCAGCUUCGUGACCGGAGUCCUUCUCGUCGAGGAGCUCUUAAUUGAUGAACUGCAACUGAGUGUCCUGACACUUCCCCACUGACCGUGUGUGUUUUAGAAAUGGAGCCAAAGGGAGGCAACCUGACAUUUGGCUUCCAGCGAAGCUCGACAUCUGAUGAUGACUCUGGUUGUGCCCUAGAAGAAUAUGCAUGGGUUCCUCCAGGUCUCAGACCUGAACAGGUGCAGCUCUACUUUGCUUGUUUGUCUGAGGAGAAGAUCCCUUACGUUAACAGUCCUGGAGAGAAACACCGAAUCAAGCAGCUUCUGUAUCAGCUGCCACCCCACGAUAAUGAGGUGAGAUACUGUCAGUCUCUAAGUGAAGAAGAGAAGAAGGAACUUCAAAUAUUUAGUUCACAACGAAAGAAGGAGGCUCUGGGACGAGGCACGGUUAAGUUGCUCUCAAGGGGAGUGAUGCAUGCACUCUGUGAGCAGUGUGGUACAAAGAUCAGUGGAGGUGAAGUUGCAGUAUUUGCCUCAAGAGCUGGGCCUGGAGUCUGCUGGCAUCCAUCCUGCUUUGUGUGUUUCACAUGCAAUGAACUACUUGUUGACUUAAUCUAUUUCUACCAAGAUGGAAAAAUUCAUUGUGGAAGACACCAUGCAGAACUACUCAAGCCGCGUUGCUCGGCAUGUGAUGAGAUUAUUUUUGCUGAUGAAUGCACAGAAGCGGAAGGUCGCCACUGGCACAUGAAACACUUUUGUUGCCUUGAGUGUGAAACUAUCCUUGGAGGACAGAGAUACAUUAUGAAGGACGGGCGCCCAUUCUGUUGUGGCUGCUUUGAGUCCCUCUACGCAGAGUAUUGUGAGACUUGUGGGGAACACAUAGGGGUUGACCACGCUCAGAUGACUUACGAUGGACAACAUUGGCAUGCCACAGAAACAUGCUUUUCUUGCGCUCACUGCAAAGUUUCCUUACUUGGCUGCCCUUUCCUUCCCAAGCAAGGACAGAUUUAUUGCUCCAAGUCAUGCAGUCUGGGAGAGGAUGUUCAUGCUUCGGACUCUUCCGACUCUGCUUUCCAGUCUGCUCGCUCAAGAGACUCCAGGAGAAGUGUUCGCAUGGGGAAAAGCAGCCGGUCAGCAGAUCAGUGCAGGCAGUCUCUCCUCUUGUCCCCAGCUCUGAACUACAAAUUCCCUGGCCUUUCUAGCACUGCUGAUGAUACACUCUCACGGAAACUGGAUGACUUAAGUCUUUCAAGGCAAGGAGUAGGCUUUGUUGAUGAAGAGCUCUGGAAAGGAAGGCAGGAGGAAAUGCCUGAUGAUCCAGAAGAAUGGGCUGAGCAUGAAGACUACAUGACUCAGCUGCUCCUAAAGUUUGGCGACAAAGGCCUUUUUCAGCAGCCAGUGGAAGCAGACGUUAGAUCAAACGAGCAGUGGAUUUGCGAGAGCAUGGUGAAAGGCAGAUCGGAGAUGAAGAAAAACAGUCAGAGCCUAGCGAGCAAGAAAUACCACUCAAAUAUGUACUGGGCACAGUCCCAAGAUGGCCUAGGCGACUCUGCCUAUGGUAGCCACCCGGGCCCUGCCAGCAGCAGGAAAAUCCAGGAGUUGGACAUGGAACAUGCCGCAACUAGAUACAAACAUGACCAAAAGCAAUGGUAUGAUGAUUCGCUGGAGCGAUUGUCAAACCUGAAACAAGAGCAGUGUGUUCGGGAUUCAAUGGAUUCCCUGGCUUUAUCUAAUAUCACAGGUGCUUCGGCUGAUGGAGAAGUCAAACCAAGACCUUCUUUGUAUUCCUUACAAACCUACCCAGAGCUGGAAGUAGAGGAUUGUGAGAAAAUGAGCAACAUGGGCACUCUGAACUCCUCAAUGCUUCAUAGGAGUACAGAGUCUUUAAAAAGUUUAAGUUCUGAAUUAUGCCAAGGCAAGACACUGCCAGAGGAAAAGCCAAUGCAUGUGCCAGUACUGAGAAGAUCCAAAUCGCAGACUAGACCUCAGCAAGUCAAGUUUUCAGAUGAUGUCAUUGACAAUGGAAGUUACGAGAAUCUCGAAAUCCGCCAGCCUCCUAUGAGUGAAAGGACUCGAAGGCGUGUUUAUAAGUUUGAAGACCCUGGGAAGAGACACCAGCAUCGCCGCAGGAGGAGUAGGAAGUCUAGGUCCGAUAAUGCGCUUCACUUGGUUGCAGAAAGAAAAUCUCCACCAAAGGAAAGACUUAAUUUUUAUUCUCCUCAGGAUUAUGACAAGUUUGUUCAGAAUAAAGGUCCUGCCGUUCGAGCAUACACUCCAAACCCAUACAGCCAAUAUACUCAUAUUUCCUCAGACUACACAAUGAGGAACCAGAGGGACCAGUUUCUUGGAUUUUUUGGAGAGGAGGAAGACUCUUGGUGCUCAUCUUCAUCCUCCUCAUCCGAUUCUGAAGAAGAAGGUUACUUCUUAGGACAGCCCAUUCCACAGCCCCGACCAGUCAGAUACCCCUACUAUACAGAUAUCCUUUCCAGCCCGACUGCUGAACUCCCCAGUUCUCAGUUUGGACAGAGGGUAACCAAAUCUAAAAAGAGAAAACCUCCCAAAGGCAAAAACUGUAUAAUUUCUUAAUUUUGAACUGUUUCUUCACUGUUCUUCAAAUGUUAUGUACAUAAAUGGUUAAAACAACUUGUGUAACCUGUAACGGGGCAGUCUCUUGUCCAUGUUCGCUAUAAAGGCCUUGCAAUCAAUAAUCAGUUGAAUCAGGAGGGAGUGGUAGAAGAAUAAUUUGAAAGAGUUUAUAAUACUGUUCAGAUGUGGUUUUAGAUAGCCUUACCAGCAAGAAUGCCAGUCAGUAUCUUAGGUUUAGACAUUGCCUGCUACUUCUGUUGCCUAGCUAAGACACAGUAUCUCAAUUAUAGUGUGCAACCCUAUUCAUCCUAUAGAUAUGACUGUAGCCCAACCAUUUUGAUGCUAAGCAAGAAUGUUGUUUCUGUACAGGGCAAAAUGCAUCAGAUUGACUAUUCUAUUUGCUUUGCAUUGUAUCUGAGUGACCCUCAGGUAAAUUAAUUUAAAUAUAUGGUGUUCCUUGCCCUUAAAAAUAUGGUGUAAGCUACAGCCCCUACUUAUGAAGUUAAUUGCAUUAAGUCAGUGAGUCUGCUUAUAUUAAACUUUUGUGAAAAUAAGUCUGAGAAUCCUGUAUAUUUGAAACACUACCCCAAGUUCCAAAUGUAGCACAUAAGCAAAAAUUAGAGCCAUCUGAUAUUUAUAAUGUAGUAUUUCAUAGCUAAAUCUGUAUUUGUAACUUAAUGGUGCAAAUAAUGUACAUAUUGUAAAGUUGAGAUUUAACAGACUAUUUUUAUAUCCCUGAAUUGCAAGACAUUUGUUUAAAAUACCAUUAGUUUUGUUUGAGGGUUUAACAGCAGUUUGAGUCAAGCGGGGGGUUUGUUAAAUGUUCAUAAGUUUAUAGUAGUGAAAUGUUUAAUUUUUGACGGAAAAGCUCUGUUUUGCAUGGUAGGAGCUAUGUAAAUACUGUUUAAGCUAUGGUACGUAAUAUUAAAGGAAUUAUUUAUGGGUUAAGACAA
Lacerta agilis (Sand lizard) is the source of this 3573-nucleotide messenger RNA. RefSeq names its product prickle planar cell polarity protein 1 (gene PRICKLE1). Gene Ontology annotation, molecular function: zinc ion binding. Lineage: Eukaryota; Metazoa; Chordata; Lepidosauria; Squamata; Lacertidae. The record is from RefSeq and is a predicted model, not a curated record. Bases 155 to 2620 code for a protein of 821 amino acids. The transcript has 8 exons.